UUAGACUCUAAAUAUGUUUUGUAGGCUAUCAUUCGAGGUUUACUAAAGGAACAAGUUCCUGAUGAAUACUGUGUCAAGAUUGCUAGUGCGCUCAUGGUCAGUCAGCCACCUCUGUUUUCUCCAACACAGUAUUCGCAAAAGUCACUCAUUACUCGUAUGAUGUAUAACUCUGAAGACACUUAUUUUAUUGAAGAAAAUGCAAUGGAUGGCGAAAUACCCACAGGCGUCUUUACUGCUUUGACACCUUGUUACUCUUAUUCUUGUAGACCAGAAACAGGUGGAUGUUAUUCUCCUCGAUGUCCCAAUAACAAGAGUGAUCAAGAUCUUAUUGCAGAAUACAAGGAUGAAGUGAGCGUAUCUCGUACAGCAUCAACCAAAUCAACUGCAACUCCUGAAGGUGGUUGGCUUGUCUCUCAUGACGCAUGGGCUUCUCGUGUUGAUAAAGAAUUACUGAUGUCAUUAGAUAAAAAAGAGAUUGGUCGACAGGAAGUACUUAAUGAAAUCAUCUAUUCCGAAGAAAAGUUUUUAGCAGAUUUGACAAUUCUUCACGAGGUCAUUGUCAAGGGACUAGAACAGUCGGGUGCGGUUGAGCCUAGCCGUCUCAAGGACUUUAUUCAAAUCGUAUUCAACAAUUAUGAAGAACUCUUGGAGAUUAGUACAGCCAUGUUUAAGGACUUUUUAGCACUCGCUCGUCAGUACGAAGGAAAAUGUGUUCCAAUGAUUGGUGAUAUCAUGGUUCAACACAUGGCAUUUUUUGAAAAACCCUUUGUGACAUAUAGUCCCCACGCAGGACUUGCCAAGUACAUUGCAGAAACGGAAAUGAAGAAUAACCCAGAGUUUGAAAAGUUUGUCAAGGAUAUUGCCAAACACGAGCGAACGAAUCGACUGCCCAUUUGGCAUUAUCUGCUAAGUCCUGUCACACGUAUGCAGCGUUAUCCUCUCUUGAUUGAGGCUCUCUUGAAAAAGACGCCCGAGGAUCACCCUGAUCACGCUUAUUUGACUCGUUGUCUGGACAUGAUUCGAUCUAUUGCUGCCAAGGCCGAUAAUAAUGCCGUACACACCAGGCGCCAAUUAGCCAUCCUACACAUUCGUGAUGCGAUUACCUUUAGACAAGGCGAACUGUAUGACUUGCAGCUUAGUGAUCCUAAUCGACGUCUGUACCAUCAAGGCGUCCUGAAGCGUCGAAGUGGUGCCAUGGACGUAGCCGAUAAGACAGAUAUAUACGUUUUCGUAUUUGACCACAUGGUCCUGUUGACCAAACAGCGCAAGACAAGUGCGGGAGAUGAAUAUCAUGUGUGGAGAAAGCCUAUUCCUUUACACAUGCUUGUUGUUCAAAAUAAUGCUAAUUACAAGAGCCCAUCAAAGACAUCCUCUGCAUUUCAAAGCUUUGAUGGGAGCACAGGUACUAGAUACUCGAGCAAUGGUGCAGGCUCAGCUGCUGGUGCGGGUAUCAUGCUCGUGCUUCAUCAUUUAGGUUCUCGUGGUGGGUCUGUAUACCCGUUCUAUUGCUCAUCAACAGAAGAAAAACAAGUGUGGGUUAAGGCAAUUGAAGAUGCCAAAAUGUCGCUCAAGAAACGUCAUGGGGAUAUGGAUGUCUUUGAACUGAGACCGUUGGAUGAUACCAACUUCCGACACGCUACAUCAGGUCCACCUACAGGCACGACAACACGCAUCAAUUGCUCUGUACCCUUUGUUACUGCAAAUGAUGAACGAAAGAUUGCUAUUGGUACGGAUAAUGGCGUCUUUUUCAAGACAGAAGGUCAAGAUAACUCUGUGCGUCGUAUCAUUCAAUGUGAAAGUGUUAUACAGCUGGGUAUUAUGGAGAAGCACCAUAUCCUGAUCGUUUUGACAGAAAAGGCACUUAGGGCUUACCCUGUGGAUGCUCUGGAUUCAAAAAAUAAUACAAAGGCAAUUGAUCGUAUCGAAAUGGAAAUUGGACAGCACGUCAAUUUCUUUCAGCUGGGUUACUGUAAUGGUCGUGACAUGCUUGUAUAUAAAAAGAAAAAGAAGACGAGUAGCGUGUUUACAGCACUAGAACCAUUCUGUGACUUAAGAGAUCCUAGAAAUGAAAAGCUCUUAACGCCACGUACAUCUCUGUUUAGCAAUAAGCCAGAGUAUUUGAGAUGGUUCAAAAAGUACAAGGACUUUUAUAUUGGUGCUGAAGCUAGCAACAUUCAUUUCUUGAAGGCUAAAUUGAACAUUGUCUGUGAAAGAGGAUUUGAAAUCAUUGAUCCUGAAAACUUGACUGUUGGAAGAGAUAUCCCUGAUUCAGAAGAUCCUCAAUUUAACUUUGUUACUCGACAUCCUGAACCAUUGAAGCCACUUGCGAUGUAUAGGAUUAAUGACAAAUUCUUGUUAUGUUAUGACAAGUUUGCAUUCUAUGUCAACAAUCGAAAUGGAUCACUUGUCCAAAGAGGACCUGGAAAACCACCUGUACUAUGUGAAUGGGAAGGAACACCAACUCAUAUUGUGUAUGAACAUCCUUAUAUAUUGGCUAUUGACCCAUGCUUUAUUGAAGUUCGACAUGUAGAAACGGGGGAACUUGUGCAAAUCAUUUCUGGAGAAAACAUCAGAUUGGCUUAUUAUAAUGGAGGAGGAGAUAAGCCAGUGAUUCAUGUCUGCAUGACGCACAGCCAAAAACCGGAUACACAAGCACUUUUCCAUUUAUCAUUGAACUCAAAUCACCGCAACUCCUUUCCAAGACGAGCCUAAGGACAUGGAUGCAUGAAAAAUUAUAAAAUGAACCUGAUUGGUUCGCUGAAUGUAAUAUAUUUAUAUAAAUAAAAAAAAUUGAAUCACACAAUAAC
Molecule: messenger RNA, 2807 nt
Organism: Rhizopus microsporus ATCC 52813
Lineage: Eukaryota; Fungi; Mucoromycota; Mucoromycetes; Mucorales; Rhizopodaceae
Exons: 8
Coding region: 94-2712 (872 amino acids)
Molecular function (GO): guanyl-nucleotide exchange factor activity
Source: RefSeq, a predicted model, not a curated record